CGCCCAGGGCAGUGCCAUGUGGGGCGGACGCGGCUCACCCACCACUUCUUCUGGGCACCGCGCGUCGCUGCUGCAGCUGCUGCUGGCCGCGCUGCUGGCGGCGGGGGCGCGGGCCAGCGGCGAGUACUGCCACGGCUGGCUGGACGCGCAGGGCGUCUGGCGCAUCGGCUUCCAGUGCCCGGAGCGCUUCGACGGCGGCGACGCCACCAUCUGCUGCGGCAGCUGUGCGCUGCGCUACUGCUGCUCCAGCGCCGAGGCGCGCCUGGACCAAGGAGGCUGUGACAACGACCGCCAGCAGGGUGUGGGGGAGCCAGGCCGGACAGACAGAGAAGGCCCAGACAGCUCGGCAGUCCCCAUAUACGUGCCGUUUCUCAUCGUCGGCUCUGUGUUUGUCGCCUUCAUCAUCCUGGGGUCCCUCGUAGCGGCAUGCUGUUGCAGAUGUCUGCGGCCCAAGCAGGAUCCCCAGCAGAGCAGAGCCCCAGGGGGCAACCGCCUGAUGGAGACCAUCCCCAUGAUCCCCAGUGCCAGCACUUCCCGGGGGUCAUCGUCCCGGCAGUCCAGCACAGCUGCCAGCUCCAGCUCCAGUGCGAACUCGGGGGCCCGGGCUCCCCCAACAAGGUCACAGACCAACUGCUGCUUGCCCGAGGGAACCAUGAACAACGUGUACGUCAACAUGCCCACAAAUUUCUCUGUACUUAACUGUCAGCAGGCCACCCAGAUCGUACCCCACCAAGGGCAGUACCUGCACACUCCAUAUGUGGGGUAUGCAGUCCAACAUGACUCUGUGCCCAUGACGCCAGUGCCCCCAUUCAUGGAUGGCCUGCAGCCCGGCUACAGACAAGUCCAGCCCUCCUUUGCCCACACUAACAGUGAACAGAAGAUGUACCCUGCCGUGACUGUAUAGCUUGCAGGUCACCAAGUAGACUCCUUUAUGAGCAAAACAGGGCCAGACUCUUGUGCCGGAAGUCUGCUCAAGUUGGUGGUAUUUUUAUCGAUGUUCUCCUGGAUGACUUCAUUUGCCUCUAACCUGUAAGAGGAUAUCUCCAGAAGAGCGUUUCUGUGCAUGUUUCCUGAGAGUGGAAAACCACAGCCCCUGGAGUCGCCACCUGUGUCCUCAAGUAUGUGACAAAUGCUUGAGCCCCUAAGUGCCCUUGAGGUGUGGCUGCCAAGAGUCAGAGGUUGUAUGAUGUCAUUAUUUCUGUUUGCCUCAGCUGCACAGGAGAACACCUGUUACCUCCCCUUUACCUGGGCUGUCUUUUAAAUCAGUGUUCAAGACUGAAAGGCGCUGUAAAUAAUAUAAUUAUUAUGAAAGGAAGCCAGUUUGAACUCGGACACCAGUCAACGGCCUCAGUCCUCCAGAGGCAUGUCUUAAUUUCAUUGUAAAAGAUAUAGUUUGUCUAUUUUUAUGCUUUUGGGGGAGGCUAUU
Molecule: messenger RNA, 1426 nt
Organism: Onychomys torridus (southern grasshopper mouse)
Lineage: Eukaryota; Metazoa; Chordata; Mammalia; Rodentia; Cricetidae
Gene: Shisa2
Product: shisa family member 2
Exons: 2
Coding region: 17-904 (295 amino acids)
Biological process (GO): negative regulation of Wnt signaling pathway; negative regulation of fibroblast growth factor receptor signaling pathway
Cellular component (GO): endoplasmic reticulum
Source: RefSeq, a predicted model, not a curated record